CUUGGAUCCAGCUGCUGAGGUGCGCGCGUCAGUUGCGCAGAGAGCCGAGCGAAAUAACAACGCGACGUCUCUUCUUCUUUUUAUUUUCUAAUAUAUUUGUGCUGUUGCGGGGUUUUGGGGCGCCGCUUGGAUCCGUAGAUAGGAGCGUUUGUUUCUUGGAGUUUCACACUUGUUCACGCACGGACUGCAUCGUUCUGCUGUCAAUGCGCAAUCUGCAGCGGUUUACUUCAGGUGGCCUUUAAGCGGCUGGAGCGACUCGCCUCUCUACAGGAGUGCAGCAAAGGUUUUUUUUUCUUUUUUUUGCUCUCACCAAGAGCUGUUUUUUUUUUUCAUCUUCCCACUCUGACUCCAUCGCUCAUCCCAUCUGUUCGAGGAUCCACGCCAGGGCUGUUUCAUAACAAGAAAUUCAUCUGUUGUCUGCGCGGCGUUGAAUGACACUUCAAGCUUUUCUGCCCUCAAAGAGGGCUUGAAGCCACCAAAAGGAAAAUCACUUUUUGUUUUUUAAACUGUCGUGUUUUUUUCUCUAAGUCGACAACUAUGAUUCACUUGUGUUUAAAUAGUAGUCCCACUUAAAUUUGAGUAGCUCCAGCUGAGCUUUACAACCGCAUUCUACACUAGUAUGAGUUAUGACAGCUCCACGUCUGUGCCCAGCAGCAGCGGUCGGGGGCGAGCGGUGGGGGCCUGCGGCGAGGACCGGGAGGUAGAGACACUAGAAGGAAAUGAGCAGAAAAGCACCUGCGGCCGCUCCCUUUCCAGCGUCCCCGGCCAGGAACAGGGCGGGGCCUCCAGAGCAGGGUCCGGGAGCCUGUCCGGAGACCAGAGAGGGCCGCACUCGGACGACAUGGACGGCGUCUCCAGCGGGAACGACUCGGGGGAGAGGGAAAGCGUGGGUAGGAGGGCGAGGGACGGAGGGACCUCGUGCGGACACCAGUCGGCGCCCAGCUCCCACAGUCACAGCUCGUCCAACGGGAAGGACUCCGGUAUGAAUCUGGAAACCACAGACAGCAACAAGAGCUCCAACUUCCAGAGUCUGUCGCCUCCCAACGGCUCUCUGGCCUACAGCCUGCUGUCCAACAGCUCAGAGCACGACCCCCGCUCCACCUCCGGCUGGAGCAGCGACCAGUCGGCUAGGCUGCAGACGCAGAAGGACCUAAUGAAGGCCAUCAAGGAGCUGAAGCUCCGCCUUCCCACUGAGCGCAAAGCCAAGGGCCACUCCAGCACCCUGAGCGCGCUCAAAUACGCCCUGCAGUGUGUCAGGCAGGUUCGAGCCAACAAAGAGUACUACCACCAGUGGAGUGUGGAGGAGUGUCAUGGCUGCAGUCUGGACUUGUCGACCUUCACAAUAGAGGAGCUCGACAACAUCACUUCAGAAUACACCCUGAAGAACACAGACACGUGCUCUAUGGCCGUGUCGUUCCUGUCGGGGAAGGUCGUGUACGUGUCCCCUCAGUGUUCGGCCCUGCUGCGCUGCAAGCCCGAGUGUCUCCAGGGAAUCAUGUUCUCGGAGCUCCUGGCCCCGCAGGACGUCAGCACCUUCUACAGCAGCACGGCGCCCUGCCGCCUGCCGUCUUGGGCCUCCUGCAUUGGCUCCGCUUCUCCUCCCGUCGACUGCACCCAGGAGAAGUCCAUGUUCUGCCGGAUCAGCGCCGACCGGGCGCAGGGGGGCGAGAUGCGCUACCACCCGUUCCGCCUGACGCCCUACCAGCUCACCCUCAGAGACUCGGACGCUGCAGAACCGCAGCCCUGUUGCCUGCUCAUCGCCGAGAGGGUCCACUCCGGAUACGAAGCUCCUCGUAUCCCUCCAGACAAGAGGAUCUUCACCACCAGUCACUCUCCCAGCUGCCUCUUCCAGGAAGUCGACGAGAGGGCAGUACCGCUUUUAGGCUACCUGCCCCAGGAUAUGGUGGGAACCCCCAUCCUGCUCUACAUCCACCCAGAGGACAGGCCAAUGAUGGUGGCCAUUCAUGAGAAAAUCUUUCAGUUUGCAGGACAGCCGUUCGACUACUCGCCCCUGCGGAUGUGCGCCCGCAGUGGAGAAUACGUCACCAUCGACACCAGCUGGUCCUCCUUCGUCAACCCUUGGAGUAGAAAGGUGGCGUUUGUUGUCGGACGUCACAAAGUCAGAACGAGCCCGCUGAACGAGGACGUGUUCACCCAGGGGAUGGGCUGUGAGAAUCGAGUCACCACGCCCGACAUCGUCCAGCUGAGCGAGCAGAUCCACCGGCUGCUUGUCCAGCCGGUCCACAGCGGCAGCUCUCAGGGCUACAGCUCACUGGGGUCCAGCGGCUCCCGGGGGUCCCGCCGUUCCCACCAGCAGCACCCCAGUGCCUCGGCCGCCUCGUCCAGCGACAGCAACGGCCCCGCCAUGGACGAAGUCGCCGCCGUGGCUUCGCACAAACCUAUGACGUUCCAGCAAAUCUGCAAGGACGUCCACAUGGUCAAGACCAACGGCCAGCAGGUGUUCAUCGAGUCCCGCAACCGUCCAUUACCCAGAAGAAACGCCAGCGCAGGUGCAGCAGGGGUAAGAACCAUAAACAGCGAUCCAAUCAGAGACUUGAUAGCGGACAUGACUCAGCCGCCCAGCUCCUUGGUCCCUGCGGCUCUUCUGCAGAAGGAGCCCUCGACCAGUUACUCCUACCAGCAGAUCAACUGUCUGGACAGCAUCAUCAGAUAUCUGGAGAGCUGUAACAUUCCCAACACCAUGAAAAGGAAGUGCGGCUCCUCCUCCUACACCACCUCAUCCACGUCCGACGACGACAAACAGCUGGACGCCACCGGCAACAACAAAGGUGGUUCAGUUAACCUCGUAAGUGAACCACCUCCUCUGCCUCCCCUGACCAUGGCUUCGAAGGCAGAGAGUGUAGCCUCAGUUACGUCUCAGUGUAGCUUCAGCAGCACCAUCGUCCAUGUAGGAGACAAGAAACCUCCGGAGUCAGACAUUGUUAUGGAAGAGGCUCCCACAACUCCAACCCUAGUCGCCCCCCCUCUGGCUACCACCCCAAAGCCUCCAGCUACCACCAGCUCGACUCCAGUUGCUCUGACCGCCCCCAUUAGUACAACUGUAGCCCCCUCUCACCUUCCUCCGCCGCCUCCUCCGCCUCCUCAGCCUCAGGCAAGUCAGCCGGAGAGAGACAGCUGGCGGAGCGGCAGCGUGGGAGGCGGGGCGGCAGGAGGGAGCGGUGCUCCCAGCCGGCUGGGCCUGACCAAGGAGGUGCUGUCGGCCCACACCCAGCAGGAGGAGCAGGCGUUCCUCGACCGCUUCAGCGAUCUGAGCAAGCUGCGGGUCCUCGAUCAGACUGCGUCUCUGAACGUGCGCGCCCACGCCCCUGCUGCGCUGCCACGAGGUGUUCGCUGCUCCCGUGAUUACCCAGCAGCCGGAGGCAGCACCGCUCACCGCCGAGGCCGCGGUGGUAAGAGACUGAAGCACCAGGAGUCGUCGGACCAACUCGGCUCGCUGCCUGUGAACCGACAGGACCCUCGAGUGAACGCAGCCCCCGUUCCUCUAAACGUGCCCCUUGGGCCCCCCACAAACUCCCCCUCGUGGCCCUCGGUGGGCUCCCAGGCCAGCAUCCCCGCCGCUCCCUUCCCCACUGGUAUGCUCCCAAUGUACCCCAUCUACCCACAGAUGCCCCAGCCUUUUCCCGUACCCGAUCCGACGCGGUUCCCCUCCACCCAGAUGGUACCUCCCAUGAUGGCGUUUGUUUUGCCCAACUACAUGUUCCCCCAGAUGGGGCUCCCCAUGUCUCAGCCCGGCGCCGCCCCGGGGCAUUUCUACAACCCCAACUACUCUUUCACCGGGGUGCCCCCGCACCCUGCUCUCGUCCCCGUCCCCUCCUUCUCCAACUCUAUGCCCAUGGUGGGCACCUGCGCCCCGUCCCGCAGCAGCACCCCACAGUCCUUCACGCAGACCCCCGCUGACCGGGAGGGGGCGGAGUCUCCCCUCUUCCAGUCAAGAUGCUCCUCCCCUCUCAACCUGUUGCAGCUGGAGGAGACGCCGAUCAACCGGUUAGAAGUCGCCACUGCUUUGGCAGCGUUGCAGCAAGCCCCGCCCUCUGUGCAGAGCGCAGCAGCCGGGGGGCAAAGUUCAGCCAAUCAGAGGAGCUCUGACGAUCCAUCCAAGGAGAAUGAGAACGUUGAAGCUGUUGAGUCCAACCAGGAUGCAAUGUCCACUUCCAGUGACCUGCUGGACCUCCUGCUGCAGGAAGACUCUCGCUCAGGCACCGGCUCAGCCGGCUCCGGUUCAGGGUCCUCGGGCACGCGGUCCUCAGGAUCAGGCUCCGGCUCCAACGGCUGCAGCUCCUCAGGAACCAGCGGCACCAGCAGCAGCCAGGGCACCCACACCAGCAAGUACUUUGGCAGCAUCGACUCCUCUGAGAAUGACCACUCCCGUAAGCAGCCAGCAGGGGGCGGUAGCAGCGCUGGAGGAGACAGCGGGGAGGAUCAGUUCAUCAAGUGUGUGCUGCAGGACCCCAUCUGGCUGCUGAUGGCAAACACCGACGACAAGGUCAUGAUGACGUACCAGCUGCCCGUCAGAAACAUGGAGAAGGUGCUGCAGGAGGACCGCGAAGCUCUGAGGAACCUGCAGAAACACCAGCCUCGCUUCACGGACGAGCAGAAGAAGGAGCUGAGCCAGGUCCACCCCUGGAUCCGUACGGGACGCCUGCCGCGGGCCAUCAACAUCUCCGGCUGCACGGGGUGCAAGUGUCCCCCCUCGGUGCCUCCCGCCACGCCGUUCGACGUGGAGAUCCACGAGAUGGAGCUGUGCACCGUGCUGAAAACCCAGGAGUGCAGCGGCAAGGACGGGAAGGCUCUCGCCGAGGCGGCCAUGGACGACGUCCAGGUGGAAGACGAAUACGAGGAGGACGAGGCACAGCAGAGGAAAGACGCCAAGGCGGAAGAAAAUACCGAAAAGAAGGAGAGACUGGCAGCAGAAACUGUGAAAGACAAAGAAGAGACUUAAAAUCUAAAUGAGAAGCGCUUGAGUUUUAUCACGUUUCUGCUGAUCUGCAGAAGAAACAGAAAAAGAAACGCGCACCUUCCAGGACAUGUAGAGCUCCACGUUGCACGCUCUUUUGGGAUGGUGAGGUGCAUAUUAAUCCACAACACUGCCAUUUACUGCUGGACUGGUCAGACCGAACUGAUCUAAAUAUCUGACUGUGAUCACACAGCAUCCGGCAUGUUGUAUAUGACUGCAGGAGAAAGGCCUUGAAAACCACCAGAUACUCCCACUCAGUUUUAGAGAGUGACUUUUAAUUCCUUCUUUCCUGUUUUUUUGGGGGGGGUUUUUUUGUUGUUCUCUUUGUUCCUGUAUACAUAUUUAUUUAAGCUGUAAAGUUUAUAGAUGACUGAGGGUAAAUGUGUUAGAAAUAAAAACUGAUGAGCCACAUUACAGAGUCGAAGCUUGAGAAGACAGAGGGACGUCUCCUCUGUUACAGUUCUUCAUAUUGAAUGUUUCUAGGAACACUGCUUUUUUUUUAUUUUUUACUUUGUGUAUAUUUUUGUACUUUAAGCUCCUACAGCUAUUGCUACAGAAGACAAAAAUACCCCAAAAGGAAUAAAUCAUGUUGUAAGAAUUGCUGUUAAAAAAAAAAAAAAAGAAAAAAAAAAAGUUUUUAACCCAGAAGUCAAGCACUUUUGUUUGAGCUGCCCCUCGUUGUGGCACGGUGGCAAUCAC
This is a messenger RNA of Poecilia latipinna (sailfin molly), 5674 nucleotides long. RefSeq names its product period circadian clock 1b (gene per1b). Lineage: Eukaryota; Metazoa; Chordata; Actinopteri; Cyprinodontiformes; Poeciliidae. The transcript has 20 exons. The record is from RefSeq and is a predicted model, not a curated record. Gene Ontology annotation, biological process: entrainment of circadian clock by photoperiod; circadian regulation of gene expression; negative regulation of transcription by RNA polymerase II. Gene Ontology annotation, cellular component: nucleus; cytoplasm. Bases 620 to 4960 code for a protein of 1446 amino acids. Gene Ontology annotation, molecular function: transcription cis-regulatory region binding; transcription corepressor binding.